AUGCCGCCGAACGUGCCAGAAGGUCAGAUUUUCAAGGCAACGUAUUCAGGCGUCCCCGUGUACGAAUGCAUAAUCAAAGAUGUGGCUGUUAUGCGCCGCCGUAGUGAUGCAUGGCUGAAUGCGACGCAGAUCCUCAAGGUCGUCGGACUCGACAAGUCACAGCGCACGCGUGUGCUCGAAAAAGAAGUGCAGAAAGGUAUCCACGAAAAAGUACAGGGCGGGUACGGUAAGUACCAGGGCACAUGGAUCCCGAUGGACGUGGCCAUUGCUCUCGCAGAGCACUACAGGAUCCGCGACGUGCUGGAUCCGAUCAUCUCGUUUGUGCCGUCUGAGACGUCCCCUCCUCCCGCACCGAAACACGCCAUUGCAUCCUCUGGACGGCUGAAAAAGUCGGCCCAUGACAUGCUCGACCCCUCUGCGUCGCGUCUGUCGAGCGAUGAGAACAGCAGUGAGAUUUUCCCGGCGGAGGAUGAAAAUGGAUCGGAGGGUAGUAUCAGCCCAUCACCCAGCGAUGUGAGCAGCUCAAGUCGCACGCCCAGCCCCAUUGCGGCGGAUGCAGCAAAAAUGGAAUAUCAUCCUUACACUGACCCGCGUAAUACGACGGCUAUGUACACGCCGAAUGGUCGCAUACCCACAGCCUAUGCUCCUGCAGCGUACCGUGAUCCCUAUUCCGUGCCUAUGCAGCCAUCCUACGACAACUUAGAUCCUCAGGCGCGGUACGCAGAGAUCAUUCUAGACUACUUUAUCAGCGAGACGACGACCGUGCCUCCGUUGCUGGUCAAUCCUCCGCCCGACUUUGACCCGAACAUGAGUAUCGAUGAGGACGAGCAUACGGCCUUGCACUGGGCAUGUGCUAUGGGACGCGUGCGUGUCGUGAAGCUAUUGCUCACGGCCGGCGCUGAUAUGUUCCGCGUGAACAGCAAUGGACAAACGGCCUUGAUGCGGGCAGCCAUGUUCAGCAAUAACUACGACUUGCGCAAGUUUCCCGAGCUGUUUGAGCUCUUGCACCGCAGCAUUUUGAAUAUUGAUCGGAACGAUCGCACGGUAUUUCACCAUGUGGUGGACCUCGCACUCAGCCGUGGCAAGCCCCAUGCAAGUCGCUACUAUCUCGAGACGAUGACCCGACGUCUCGCUGAGUAUGGCGAGCAGCUUGCCGAUAUUCUCAAUUUCCAAGACGAUGAAGGCGAGACGGCCUUAACUAUGGCCGCACGCGCGCGAUCAAAGCGGCUCGUCAAGCUGCUGCUGGAGCAUGGUGCCGAUCCCAAGAUCCGCAAUCGCGAAGGAAAAAAUGCUGAGGACUAUAUUGUCGAAGAUGAGCGUUUCCGUGCAAGUCCUGCGCGUGCUGCUAGCUUACCAUACGCGCCAAAUACGAAUGCCCCCCACACGUCUGAGGCAGGGCAACGUGCGGCGGGCCGAUCUGUCGGUCUGGUAUCGACCCUGCUGCAUGACUUGGCGGACAGCUACGAUACUGAGCUAUCUGUGCUUGAGCGGAAAUUGACGCAUGCACAGACGCUGCUGAUGCAAAUACAGAACGAGAUUUCGGACAGCAGUCGCAUAGAAGCCACACUUCUACCCAAAGGACAAGAAGGCGAAGACGCUUCCGCUCUACAGAGGCUUGCAUCACAUUACCUCGCUAGAAAGCGGCAUGCAGAAAGUAUGGCUGCACAACAUGCAUGGGAUCGUGUGCUAGAACAAGUGCAGCAAGCCCGCCCUGAUCUCACGUUAGGUGAAGCACCGACCGCUCCCACGGACGUGCAGCUGAUAUGUGCGAAAAGCUCUUCAGACUCCCUCUACGCCGAGCUUACCAUGCUUCGAAAACGUGCGGAUGACAUCGUCAAGCGGUACGGCGCCAUGCAACAGCUGCACUUUGAUACUGUGCGUGAGGAGGAUGCGGAUCGUACUAUGGCCAUGUACCGCCGCCUCAUUGCGACUGGAUGCGGUGGCAUCCCCACAUCUGAAGUCGAUGCUGUUGUCAAUGUACUUGGUGAUUUGCUAGAAGAAGAUCACCGCGCGAAUGCAGCGCCUGCGCCGUGA
Molecule: messenger RNA, 2034 nt
Organism: Malassezia restricta
Lineage: Eukaryota; Fungi; Basidiomycota; Malasseziomycetes; Malasseziales; Malasseziaceae
Product: transcription factor
Exons: 1
Coding region: 1-2034 (677 amino acids)
Cellular component (GO): MBF transcription complex; SBF transcription complex
Molecular function (GO): DNA binding; protein binding; transcription regulator activity
Source: RefSeq, a predicted model, not a curated record